This is a messenger RNA of Vespa velutina, 1034 nucleotides long. RefSeq names its product iron-sulfur cluster assembly 1 homolog, mitochondrial (gene MagR). Lineage: Eukaryota; Metazoa; Arthropoda; Insecta; Hymenoptera; Vespidae. The transcript is spliced from 3 exons. The record is from RefSeq and is a predicted model, not a curated record. Gene Ontology annotation, biological process: iron-sulfur cluster assembly. Bases 42 to 434 code for a protein of 130 amino acids. Gene Ontology annotation, cellular component: cytoplasm; mitochondrion. Gene Ontology annotation, molecular function: 2 iron, 2 sulfur cluster binding.
CAUUACUCAAACAUAGUUACAAUAAAGCCAGUCUUUUAAAAAUGGCGUCAUCCAUGAUGGCUGCCGCCACUGUUCGAGCUGUCAAAGGAAGAAAAAUUCUUUCUACGCGAGCAGCACUUACAUUAACACCUAAUGCUGUUAAAAAGAUUAAAGAAAUUUUGGAUAAUAAAUCAGAAUAUAUUGGUCUAAAAGUCGGUGUAAAACAACGAGGCUGCAAUGGAUUAAGUUAUACAUUAGAUUAUGCGAAAGAAAAAAGUCAGCUAGAUGAAGAAGUUGUACAAGAUGGAGUUCGUAUAAUAAUAGAUAAGAAGGCUCAAUUAUCGCUUCUCGGAACAGAAAUGGAUUAUAUUGAGAACAAAUUAAGUUCUGAGUUUGUGUUUAACAAUCCAAAUAUCAAAGGGACAUGUGGGUGUGGAGAAAGUUUUUCUGUUUAGUCGUUAUUAGUGUUUUUCGAUAGUCACAUUUUAAAUUGUGUAUUUUAUUGCAAUAUGAAACACAUGAAGUGAUUAAAUUAGAUUCAAUUAUAUUUAUAUUUUUGGAAAUCAAAAUUAUUAGAGCAGACACAUAUUGUUCUUUAAAAUUAUAAAAGCGUGAGUUUAUUUUAUUGCUAUAUUUGACUCACUUAAUAUAUCUAACUGAAAGAAAUUUUCAAUUCGAAUUGUGAGGUGAUCUGCAUUAGUUUGUGUUCAAAUAAACCUAAUAUCAUUUAUUUUUAAGGUUUUUCUUUAAUUCAAAAUGUAAUGUCACAUUAUAUAUAAGAUAUAUAAAAGACUUCUAUUUAUGGUAGUACAAAAAAUUUUAGGUUAUAUAUCCUUAUGUAUAUAUGUAAAACUUUACUCAUUUAAGAGGCAUAAAUAAAUAUAAAAUAAUGUAAAUAAAGAUGAAAACACCUGUCGAGAAAUAAUAAAAUACUUAAAUAUAUAUAAUAAUGAGUUAUAUAAAAUCUUGAAGUAUUUUAAAUACAUCAUACAUUAUAUAUACUCUAUUCUUGUUGUUAAAGUUGUACUUAUUCUUAAAUUAUAUUUUUAAAUAUA